This is a messenger RNA of Gigantopelta aegis, 6706 nucleotides long. RefSeq names its product adenylate cyclase type 5-like. The record is from RefSeq and is a predicted model, not a curated record. Gene Ontology annotation, cellular component: plasma membrane. Gene Ontology annotation, biological process: intracellular signal transduction; cAMP biosynthetic process; adenylate cyclase-activating G protein-coupled receptor signaling pathway. The transcript has 20 exons. Lineage: Eukaryota; Metazoa; Mollusca; Gastropoda; Neomphalida; Peltospiridae. The coding region runs from base 326 to 3619 and encodes 1097 amino acids. Gene Ontology annotation, molecular function: adenylate cyclase activity.
UGGAACUGUACAGACGAUAAAGAAAUUUCACGGUUCAUGGAUACGAACAACAAAGGAAAUGUUGGAUCUAAAAAGGCGGGCUCGUUUAAGGAGUUGGAAAAUUGAUUUGUGGAACUGAUCAAGAUAAUGCUAUCUGAGCACACAGCUUGUAGGUAUUGAUGUCCAUUCACUGUAUCUGCAAGUGGGGUCUGCUGCCAUUGCUCAAUAAAUAUCUGUUCAGGAGAUUUCACCAUGGAUGAACCUCCACUUAUGAUGUUCAACCAUCAACAUUUAUGUAUUCGAAGUUCUGUUUGUAUCUUUCAUUGAAGUGAGUUGAGUCUUCAGGAUGAGUUUUAUUAAUCCCAAUAAAGCAUGCAAUGGUCGCACACAUGAGAACGAGCAGGGUGGAAUAUGUGGUGUCAAUAAGUCAAACAAAGUGUUGCCAAUGAAACUUCAACAAAAGGAUAAACAGCAUCCACAACCUGCACAUAAGUCAGCUUGGGACCGAGCUCGAGAAAACUUUGAGCAGCAGAAUAAAACACAGAAGAGCUCCACUGUCAAAGCAUUCAUUGUUGAUGAAAAUGCAGAACGUGAUUACAACAGUCCAGGAUUAGCAAACUUUUUUAAAUCGAAAAAAUUUAAGAACCCCAAAUUUGAAAAGCUCUAUCAGCGGUACUUUUUCAACUUAAGUCAGAAUAACUUAAAAAUAUUGAUGGCUGUGUAUUCUGUCAUCUGCUUUGUGAUGGUUCUUUUCUACUAUCUAAAAGGACUAACGUUUCCAGUGAGGGGAAUAACUCUUGGGAUUAUUUUAACAGUGUUUAUCAUCUUAGAAAUCAUGAGCAACAGAAGUGCCAGCAAAGAGAAGCAACUAUUUGUUUUUAGUUACAUAGUUCUACUUCUUCAGUUUGGAAUCGUGAUAAUUAUCACUAUUGACAAUGAACCGAACGAUGCUAUCGAUGGAGUUUGGUGUGUCAUGUUUUUUGUGUACAUGAUUUACGCGCUAAUGCCGAUCAGAAUGCGUGUAGCCGUAGCAUCAGGCAUAGGUUUAUGCGUUGUGCAUACUAUUUGUGUUGCUGUUCUGAACAAGCACCUACCUUACUUUUGGAAGCAGGCACUAUCAAAUACUUUUCUCUUUGUUUGUGUCAACAUUGCUGGUAUUUUCACUCAUUAUCCAAGUGAAUGUGCCCAGCGACAGGCCUUUCUGGAAACCAGGCGGUGUAUUCAGGCUCGUAUAACUACACAGAAGGAAAAUGAAGAACAGGAGAGGCUUCUCUUAUCAUUGUUUCCAAGGCAUGUUGCCAUGGAAAUGAAGGCUGAUAUAGCAGGAAAACCAAAAGAUACCAUGUUCCACAAAAUCUAUAUUCAGAGGCAUGAUAAUGUCAGUAUUUUGUUUGCAGAUAUCUGUGGUUUCACCAAGUUGUCCUCCCAGUGUAGUGCACAGGAACUUGUACAGAUGCUAAAUGAACUGUUUGCACGGUUUGAUAAACUUGCUUCUGAAAACAGCUGUCUGAGGAUCAAGAUCUUGGGUGACUGCUACUACUGCGUGAGCGGUUUGCAGGAAGACCGACCAGACCACGCCUACUGUUGUGUGGAGAUGGGACUUGACAUGAUUGAUGCCAUUAAAUUGGUUCGAAUUAUGACGAAUGUAGAUGUGAACAUGCGAGUCGGUAUUCACAGUGGCCGUGUUCACUGUGGAGUGCUGGGAUUGAGAAAGUGGCAGUUUGAUGUGUGGUCCAAUGACGUAACACUGGCCAACAUGAUGGAGGCUGGAGGUAUUCCAGGGAGAGUCCACAUCACAGAAAAUACACUGAAUUACCUUGGUGACUCUUAUGAAGUGGAACCUGGACAUGGAGAUGAAAGAAAUGCAUUCCUGAAAGACCAUAACAUCAAGACUUUCCUCAUUAUUAAAAGUGAAGACUCGCGUAUUGAGGAGAGAGAAGUGGCUUUAUAUAAACACAUGCAGAAUGGAAAAUCCAGUAGUAAGCAAGGUCGUGAUGCUGCCAUGAAGCAAAGACUGGGCAUUGGAAAUGCAUUGGAAUACCGAAAUGUAGAUGAUGAGGUUGAUGAAUAUCUGGGCCGUGCCAUUGAUGCACGCAGCAUUGACCGGCUCCGAUCAGACUAUGUAAAGGGAUUUUUCUUAACUUUUCGCAAAAAAGACCUUGAAGAAAAGUACUGCCAAGUUCAUAACACGAUGUUCUCGUGUCAUCUAGCCAGUAUUUUGUUGGUGUACAUUUUUAUGUGUUGUGUCCAAAUUCCUAUCAUUCCAAGGACUGUGUUGAUGUUGGUUCUGUUUCCAGUAGGUUUGUUUAUCACCAUGAGCCUUUUCCUUUUGACUAUAUCUACAAUAUAUAAAUGCACCCCAAAGUGUUUGCCAAUAAUUGCUGCAAAGAUUGCUAUCAACCGAUCGCUGAACCAUCUCAUUGCUAUAUCUUCUGUACUUACACUCUUUUCUGCAGCUGUUGGACCAAUGCUAGCACUAAACGCGCCAAGUCUGGUUUCCUGUUUUACGAAGAAUUCAUCAUUAACUGUUCCCUCAGGCAUGUCUCGAGACACAAUCUUCACCGACUGCAACAGCGAUAUCCCAACCACCUUUUUCCCAGAGUACUUCACAUAUUGUGUGAUCAUAUCAAUGAUUUGUUCGGCUGUCUUUCUGCAAGCCAGCAGUGUGAUGAAGCUGAUGUUGCUGCUGUGUAUGACGUUCACGUAUCUGGUGAUAGCCGAACUGCCUUAUGUGAAUCUCUUUGAAAACCGAGACCUUCUUUUGUUGACAGACAAUGGAAAAGCCAUUUCAGCCCCGACAUCCAACAUCUCCAUGAAAUGGGAGCUGAUUUUCGUCCUCCUGGUAUUUGCAAUAAUUUUGUUCGUUCAUGCACAGCAAGUGGAGUCCACAGCGCGCCUCGAUUUCCUCUGGAAGGUUCAGGCUACAGAAGAGAUGGAAGAUAUGGAAAAUUUGCGUGCAUAUAACCGGAGAUUAGUAGCUAAUAUUUUGCCACCCUGUGUAGCUGAACACUUUAUGAAGAAGGGUGCCAAAGAGGAGCUUUACUACAAAGACUGCGAAGAUGCAUGUAUCAUGUUUGCAUCCAUUACCAACUUUUCCGAGUUUUAUGUGGAACUGGAAGCAAAUAAUGAAGGCGUGGAAUGUUUGCGUCUUCUUAAUGAGAUCAUUGCCGAUUUUGAUGAGAUACUGGGAGACGAUAAAUUUAGAUGUAUUGAGAAGAUCAAGACAAUUGGUCAGACCUAUAUGGCUGCUUCAGGGCUUGAUUCAGCAUCUGUAUUGCCAAACAGGCAACAUGUUUCUAUCCUUGCAGAUUUUGCUUUUGCCAUCAUGCACCAACUGGAUUGUGUGAAUGAUCAAUCAUUUAACAAUUUCAAAAUGAGAAUUGGAAUAAAUGUUGGUCCAGUGGUGUCGGGAGUCAUUGGUGCACAAAAGCCUCAUUAUGAUAUUUGGGGAAACAGUGUUAAUGUUGCAAGUCGUAUGGACAGCACUGGUUUACCAAAUAAAAUACAGGUCACCAAGGAUGUUUUUGACAUUUUAUCUCCCAAAGGUUACAUGUUGGAAUGCCGUGGCAUUGUAAAGGUCAAAGGUAAAGGUGAUAUGCUGACAUAUUAUCUACUAAGCCAGCCAGAUAAGGAUUCCUGACUACUGAGUAAAACAAAAUGUAUGCUGUUAUUCUUUGUGAGGCAGGCUCUGUGUGGCGUAAAUAAACCUAAAAUUGUUCAGGAGAUGGAAGAAACAUUUUUUAUUACACACUGAGCUACAUUUUUUACUUCUUUGUGACUAAGUUUGGAAAGUAAAUUCUUGGAUUGCUGACCCAGACUGCAAUGAAAGAGACAUUCCACAUAGAAGUUUAAACAAUUUUUUUUUAUAAAGUCUGUGUAUCAUUUUGAUGCACAAAAAAAAGACAGAAAAAAAGAGACUUAUUUUGUGUACAUUUUACUCAUUUUCAUGUUUUAAAGCUAUUGUGAUAGAUUGUAGUUUCAGGUUAAUGAUGACAAUUUUAGAAUAUACAUAUGUUAAAAAACCUUUAUUUGAAUUAACUGAUUGUUCUUAUGGUGCAGAUAUGUUUACUUGUAAAUUUAUGUAUGGUAUGCUUUCAUUGUUAACAUGUUAAAGCCUCUGACGGAGUGGAAUAUCAACAAAAACCAUGAGUUGAAUGUAUUUUACUCUUCAUUUUUAUUACUUUUCCAGCAUGUAUUAAACUUUUAUUGAUUUUUAAUAAGUUUUUAGGGCAGCUUAAAACCACCAAAAUUGACAUCCAAAUGUGUCUAUUAUUUUGUGUCUUAUGACGAAAAUACCUCGGUGAAAGUUAAACAAUAUAACAGAGUGAUUUCAUUGGUGCCAUGCUUUGACUCAAACAGGGCUUUAGAUCUCACUAAUUUUGGCGUAACAGGGUGUUUUUAUUAUUAGUUUUGAGCACAGCAAGGUCUUUUGAGUGUGCAAUAAUGUUAUUAACAGCUGCUGAAGAGUUGUGAUGUACAGAAAUACAUUUCAAGUUAUUUUAAUCUAAUUAAAGCUGAACAUUUCAGUUGUUCUGAGGUAAAAUGUUUAAAGGUCAGCAUGUUUGUACUUUAUUUGGGUGCAAUUAUUUUGGGCAUACAUAUUUUGGACGCCAUGUUUAACACCAUGAUUUUCGUGCAGUCUACAGAUCUGUUACAAUAUUACUGCUGCCUGCCUUUUAGAGUGGGUUUUAUCCAUCUGAAGUAUUUAAUUGUGGUAACAGUACUGAGUAUUAGUUAAUGUGAACAUUUAAAAGUCAUUAGCUUUUCACUUCUUGAUCGUCGUUUUUUUUUUAUAGUUUUAGUGUACUAAGUUUAAAUGGAUUUUAUUAGCAUUGUGCACAAUUGUGCUAUUUACAUUGUCAGUUAUAAGACUUUUGCAAAUGCACUUCUAAUCACUUGAACUUAGCAUUUCUUUCUUGACUGAUGUAGAGUGUCUCUAGAUAUCUGCAACAAAAUUAAUAUUGGCCCGGUCUCUCUAGCAAAAUAUGAUUUGUGAUGUCACAUCCAUAGAUAUUUCAUAAAACUUUAGUUGACCUAGGUAAUUAUACAGUGUAGCUGAAAUAAACAGGAAUAAUAGGUUUUUUCCUUAAACCUUUGAUGGAUUACAGAAUAAUAACAAGUUAAUAUCAGCUUUAUCCUGUUCUGGAUGAAUAAAAAAAAAAUCCAUUCUUCCUUUUAUAGGAUAAAGCCAAUAUACCAAAUGAUUAGCUAAAUAUUCUUUAUAUCUUAGGAAAUAAAAGGAAUUUUGAGCUAUUAUAAACAUUUUGAUGACUAGAAUCACUGAUAUUCUUUUCAAAAAGAACAUUUAAUAGAUAAUUUUAGUUGUUUAAAAAUGCUCUAUUGAACAGAAAGUUAAUUGCAAUGACCUAAAACUCCAUGCAGACUCUCUUUAAAUUUUUGUAUUUAGCUCAUUUUCUGAUAUGGUGUCGGGGGGUUGAAAUAGUCAUUAAUUUCUGCCAGAUUUAUUUUUAGUCUGGCAAGCAACAAAGUCUGCCAACCUGAAUCAAAACAUACAGGACCAUACAUGAUUGACUAAAAUUACCAUGUGAAUAAAAAGUAGAAUUAUUUCCGGUCCAAUGGGAUGACCGGCAAACAAAAAUAUCCCCUUGGAGAUGUUGACCCUUGGAGAUGCUGUCCUUUCGGGAUGGCAGUAUUUCAACUACUCCUGAGUAUGAAAAAGUGUAUUGUAGCAAUUUUCAUAAGCUAACUGACUUCCACCAAACCUUAUUAUGGUAGGUGAUUCUUUUAAUUUCACAAAUGUCUUGUUUCCUGUCUUCUAUGAGCCAACUGUAAAAUGUUCUGAUAUGUUUUGCUUUUAUCGUUGAAAAAUGUUAUUCAAUGGACUAAUGUCAUUGUAAUGAUUUAAAUAUUGUCACUCUCAUGGGUUCACAUAAAUGCAUAACUCUUGUCCUUUCAAUUGUUAACACAUUGUUGACCAUAUUCUAUGUUGUCAGAUUUGAUUUACAGUACUGUUGAUACUAUUUGCAUUUAUUUAUACAAAAUGAUAUUCGUUCUGUAUUUUGACUUGUUUGGCACCUCAUUUAAUGUUAAGCAUUCCACAUUCUGAAAUCCGGCCAUGUAUUUUUAUUUAUCCAAAAAUUGUAUUAUAUGAUAUACAUAUCAUUCAGGUUGUGAAUAUUUACACCUUAGAACAGCAUCAGAAGUCAUUUCGUUUUCUGUUCUUUGUUUUGUACUUUAAAAAUCUCAUAAAUAUACUUACAAGACUGAACUCUCAUGGUAAUCAUUGUAGUUUCGUAUUUGUAUAAAAUUUUAUCUUGAUCGCAAUUAAAGUUGGCAUGAUUGUUUGUUAUCCUAACGUAGUGUAUUAAUAUUUUAUAAUGUUAGGUCAUGCAUGACGGUGAAUUCUGUUUUUAAGAUUAUAGCCAAUUUCAGUGUUGUGCCUUGACAUAAUUAAAAGGUGAGACAUAGGUAUUACCUUUUCAACAAAGUCAAUUUUAGUGUCUUUCCUUGACAAAAAUGGAGAUUAUUAUACGAGCUUGUGUGUCGUACUGAUAUUAUGAAACACGUGUCAGGAUUUUUAGAUUGCCCGAGCAAGAGCAAGGUAAUACAUGAAUCAUGACACAAGUUUCGUAAAAGCAGUAUGACUCGCACACUAGUAAUAAUUUCUUUAUUAUCCAUAUUAUUUAUGGUAUUUUUUUAUGAAUAACAAGGACCAUCUCAAAAAUGUUUCAACCACAACUAGAAGGAGACGACAAAAUGACGUCAU